Molecule: messenger RNA, 2481 nt
Organism: Phragmites australis (common reed)
Lineage: Eukaryota; Viridiplantae; Streptophyta; Magnoliopsida; Poales; Poaceae
Product: 26S rRNA (cytosine-C(5))-methyltransferase NOP2B-like
Exons: 17
Coding region: 84-2210 (708 amino acids)
Biological process (GO): rRNA base methylation; maturation of LSU-rRNA
Cellular component (GO): nucleolus
Molecular function (GO): rRNA (cytosine-C5-)-methyltransferase activity; RNA binding
Source: RefSeq, a predicted model, not a curated record
GCGGCUAGGGUUUUAGGGUUUUCUUCUCCGCUCGCCGGCCCCCAUUCGCGAGCCCCCUCACCACGCAGCUAGCGAUUGUCUCCAUGGCGAAGAAGGGGACGAAGAGCAAGCAGCCGCCGCCGCCGCCUCCCGCGGCGAAGAAGGGGAGCAAGGCGGCGCCUCCACCGAAGGGGGCGAAGAGGGCGCCCAAGAAGCAGAAGCUUCUCGAGUCCUCCGACGACUCCGAGCCGGAACAGCUACUCCAGGAGGAGGAGUCCGACCUCGACGUCCCCUCUGGUUCUGACGCCGAGGAGCUCUCUGGCUCGGACGCUGAGGCCGACGAGCUCUCGGGGUCGGACGCCGAAGCCGAUGGAGGCACGGGCAGCGGCGACGAGGUGGAAGAGGAUGGAGAUGAUGACGAGGAGGAAGACAGCGAUGAUGACUCCCUCGCUGACGACUUCCUCGCUAGCAGUGACGACGGAAGCGAGGGAGGAGACGACUCUGGACUGGAGUCAGAUGAGUCUGAUGACCUCGAAGCUAAGUCACGAGCAAUUGAUGAACGGAAGGAGAGGGAGGAAGAAGAGGCAGAGGAGGAACUUAAAACCAACAUAAAAUUUGAAUCUGAUGAGUUCCGAUUGCCCACGAAGGAGGAGCUUGAGGAAGAGGCACAUAGACCACCUAACCUACCGAAUCUCAAAAGGAGGAUAUCAGAAAUUGUUCGAGUGCUCUCAAACUUUAGCAACCUGAGGCAGAAAGAUGUCCCACGAAAAGAUUAUCUCAAUCAGCUCAAGACUGACAUCAUGUCAUACUAUGGAUACAAUGAUUUUCUCGUUGAAGCAUUAAUUGAGAUGUUCCCAGCUGUUGAGCUUGUUGAGUUACUGGAAGCAUUUGAGAAAAGACCGCCUGAGACCUUGCGGACAAAUACACUAAAGACACGGAGGAGGGAUCUUGCUGCAGCUCUUAUACCAAGAGGGUUUAAUCUGGAUCCUAUAGGCAAGUGGUCAAAGGUAGGAUUAGUUGUCUACGACUCCACCAUUUCAGCAGGUGCUACUACUGAAUAUAUGGCUGGGCAUUACAUGAAACAAGGUGCCAGUUCUUUCUUACCAGUGAUGGCUCUUGCUCCUCAGGAGAAGGAGCGAAUUGUUGAUAUGGCAGCUGCUCCAGGUGGCAAGACUACUUACAUUGGUGCUCUUAUGAAGAAUACAGGAAUCAUCUAUGCAAAUGAGUUCAAUGAGAAAAGGUUGCAUGGACUGUUAGGCAACAUACAUCGCAUGGGUGUGACAAAUACCAUAGUUUGUAACUACGACGGUAAAGAGCUACCCAAAGUUCUUGGGAUGAAUUCGGUUGACAGAGUAUUGCUGGAUGCUCCUUGCACAGGCACCGGGACCAUUUGGAAGGAUCCACAAAUAAAAACAUCAAAGGACAUUGAAGACAUCAGGAACUGUGCAUUUGUUCAAAAGCAAUUGUUGCUAGCUGCUAUUGAUUUGGUUGAUGCCAACUCCAAAACUGGUGGUUACAUUGUUUACUCAACUUGUUCAAUAAUGAUCCCGGAGAACGAGGCAGUAAUAGACUACGCCCUUAAAAAGAGAAACGUAAAGCUUGUGCCUUGUGGAUUAGAUUUUGGGCGUUCAGGAUUCAUCCGGUACCGGGAGCAUCGGUUUCAUACUUCUUUAGACAGAACAAGAAGGUUUUAUCCUCAUGUCAACAACAUGGAUGGAUUCUUUGUUGCUAAGCUGAAAAAGUUGAGCAAUACAAUUCCUGUGACGUCUGAGCCAUCUAAAGUGUCUGAAGGAGCAGCUGAGAAGGCUGAUCAUAGCAGUGAUGAUGAAGAUGAGAAAGCCAUUCCUGAUGAACCACCUGUUCAGAUGAAAAAUCAUAAAGAGACUAAGAGGACUAAUGAACGGACAAGCAUCACCAAAGAGAUUGGAGACAAACGUGUACCUGAUAGGCCAGCAAAGCAGCUCAACAACCAUAAGAAGGGUAUCAAGAAAACUGAUGACCCUAAAAGCACUGAAACAAAUGGAGAUGUGAAAGAAGUGCACCGUGAACAAACCAAGCAGACAAUAACUAAAAAAUUUGGCCUUAAGGGCACCUCAGAUAUCAAAGAAAAGAAACCGGUGAGUGACAAAGGAAAGAAGAAUCGGAAAAGGAAGUGGCAAUUCAAGUUGAGGCGAGACUGGGAAGCUGAAAAGGAAUCCAACAAGAGGAGGAAGGUACGAAAGAGUACUUGAGACAUUGACAAGUUUCAGUGAAAUUUGAUGUGCUAUACAAGGAAGGUAAAAGAAAGGACACUACUAAAGUUUUGGUAAGGUAGAAGUUUGCUACCGAGGAAAAUUUUUCUGUAGCGAGAAGUGAUUAUGUUUUAUUUUUAUUUUUAUUUUGUCUUGAUCUCAUGUGCGCGUUGGCAUCGUAAUUUCUAUCUGUAAUGAAUGACAUCUGGCAUGAAAGUUAGAGCAAUUUUUCAUGAUUGAGUGCAAUUGAAGCUGAUCUAUUUUUCAUGUA